AUGCAAGCUGUUGUAUUCAAGGAUGUGCAAAAAAUUGUCGUCGAAGAUCGUCCUAUCCCAACAUGUAAAGAUCCUGGGGAUGUAGUUAUCAAAGUGCAUAUCACUGCUUUAUGUGGUUCUGAUUUGCAUGGUCAUGAGUUUUUUGGAGAAAUUAUUGAAAUUGGAAUGGAUGUAAAACAAUUCAAGAUAGGAGAUAGAGUUGUUGUACCAUUUUCGACAUCGUGUGGUACGUGCUUCUACUGUAAGAAGGCUCUCACUUCACGAUGCGAACAUUCUCAAUUGUUCGGAUCACCAUCACUCAAUGGUGGUCAAGCUGAAUAUGUACGAAUACCUUUCGCUGAUUCAACAGCAUUUCCAGUCCCAACGGGAAUAUCAGAUGAUCUGAUGGUUCUUAUGGGCGACAUAUUUCCUACAGGAUAUUUUGCUGCUAAGAAUGCAUGGACACUACUGAGCGAAAAGGAACGCCAAGAUCCCAAUCUAAUUGUCGUAGUUGUCGGAUGUGGACCCGUUGGUUUAUGCGCUAUAACUGCUGCAUGUGAGCGCUUUCCAAUUGUAUACGCAAUAGACAGUGUAGAAGAGCGUCUUGAGGAAGCGAAGAAACAUGGUGCAAUUCCCGUUAAUCUCAACAAUGACCCUAUCAACGUGAUUAAGAGAGCUACUGAUGGCCGAGGAGCCGAUGCUGUUCUGGAAAUAGUUGGGCAUGCCAAUGCUCUACAAUUAGCAUACGACCUUAUUCGUCCUUGGGGUGUUAUUGCUUCUGUCGGCGUACAGUUAGACGCGUUCCCAUUCACGGGUCCUGCCGUCUAUGAUAAGAAUGUAGUAUAUUCAGUAAGUUCAUCGCAAGAUCAACGAUUAAAUGAUAAUAUAGCAUCAAUGCCUUUAACAACUGAAACAUUAUCGUGUGAUGGUCGUCGUUGCCCGAAAUGCGGCAAAUGCCGAGAUCAUGGUGCAUGUGUAGGCGCUCGUAAGGGUGCUGCAGCUGGUGCUUUAAGUGUAGGUGCCCUUGCCGGUAUCUCUGUAUUUCUUCUGAGCGUUUUAGGCCCAAUUGGUGCGACUGGUGUUUUAGCUGCGAUAGGAGGUGCCGCUCUCUGUACGGCUGGAGGAACUGCUAUUGGUGCUGGAGCAGGUGCUGCUUGUGGUUCUAUUGGCGCUGAACUCUGUGGUACUGGUCUAUCUUACAAUAUUGAUCCGUCAGUGCAUUCCUUGAUUUUCUGCAAAAUCAAAUUUUACAUUACAUAUCUCACAGGUAUUUUAACACCGAGUUUUACCAUUUUGGCCAGCAUCGAUCGGCUACUGUUAACCUCUCUCAGUGCACGAAGACGACUACAGACUCAGCGAAAGUUAGCUCGUCAACUCGCUAUAGGCGUGUUCGCCUUCCGAGCAACCUUUUCCAUCCAUGCUCUUGUUGAAUCAACUAUAUGGGCAGAAGCUGGUUGUACUCUUUGUUAUAUUGGAAAUGAUGAUUACAACAUCUCCAUAACUCUAUAUUCAAUCAUUCUCAAUUAUCUUUCAUUGCCACUUCUCCUGAGUAUUCUCCGUGUGCUCACGAUGAUCAACAUUCGAUGGAGUCAAAAACGAAUCUAUCCUGCAGUCAUCGGCCAUCCUCACAUGCAGCGAAAAGAUAUACAUAUUUUACGUAUGUUACUUUCCAAGUAUUAG
Messenger RNA from Adineta ricciae, 1659 nucleotides. Lineage: Eukaryota; Metazoa; Rotifera; Eurotatoria; Adinetida; Adinetidae. The record is from the annotation of a GenBank genome assembly.